UUAUGAAACGAAACUCCAGGCUAUGAAGAUCGUAUCCUUUUAUCCAAAUCAAAACAACAGACUUGAACAGAGACUGUGAUCUGUUUAGGCCUAGGCUACUCUGAGAAACGGGAGGCGCAGCGUCUGCUUCAGCUUCGGUAUUGUCAAGCAUAGUAUUUGACCGACAAGAUCAAGAGGAGCUAAAACAAACGUGUUCUGUGUUUCUCAUUCAAUGAGAGAACAUGAAGCCUUUCAGACUGUGUCUGUCUGUUCCACCUGUGCCUUACUGUGCUGAAAGAACAUACACUUUUGUCAGACUUUGCCUUGCGAGAGCAAAAUCGGGAAAUCAUUGUUUUUUUCGUUAUGCUUCUCAUCAAGCUGAACACAAGCACCAAAUGCCCAUCUCUCAGUGUUACAAAUUGCUCGGGGUUCAUGCUGACUGCACAGAAGAAGAGCUGCGUAUUGCAUACUUAGACAAGGUAAAGCACUACCAUCCAGAUCAAUCAACUCCGUCAGCUGAUUCUGCUAAGUUCAUACAAGUGCAGCAAGCAUAUAAAGCUGCUUUGGAUCACAGGAGAGGAAGAGAAAUUUUAGAGGAACAAGAAGACAACAAAGUGGACAUCCAUGACAUUCGGCACACUGUUCCCCAACACCGACGUUACUUAACGUUUGAUGGUAUUGGCUUUGGUUCUCCCACAGACAGACAACGUCAGCAUAAACAAUUUCGUAUUUCCCAAGCAACGGAAUCAGUGUAUGAACACCGCAAGAUGCAGUUUGGCUCGGAAGAAUCUGCUGUUGCUCUGAAAGAUAAGGCAGAAGCUAGGAAAAUAAAAAUUAGCAAUCUAAUCGACCGUGUGGUUGAUGACUUGAUCCGAGAGUCCAUGCAAAAAGGCGAGUUUGACAACUUAUCUGGUCAGGGAAAACCACUGGACCACUCGGACCACAACCCUUUGGUAGACCCGACCACACACAACUUGAACAAGAUCAUGGUCAAUAAUGGGUUCAAACCAGAAUGGAUCAUGCUGUCUAAGGAAAUCAGGGAUGACAUCUCACUGGCAAGAAAGAGAAUAGCACUUACCAGAGAAAAGUUGGGCCCUCCUCCGUAUACCGACCAGAAUGAAAUGAGGUGGAAUCAUCACACUCAUAAAUUCAAGGAAAGCCUCCAAGAGAUAAACAGUAAAAUCAACAAGUACAAUAUGAUAGUGCCUUUCAUGGAUAAACAGAUGGUUCAUUAUGACUAUGAGAAAAUUUUACAGAAAGUUCUGUACAAUCAUGAUCAGUUUCUGCCAAGCGAAGAUGAGAGGAGUGCAAUGGACAUAUCAUUUGAAGGGUCUUUAUCUCAUGUGAGUGCUGAAGACAAGAUAAAAUGGGAUCACGUUUGGUCUAAUAUUAAGGAUGUAUUCAAGUCAAGAUAAUGUUCAAAAUUAUCCCUGUAUACAGUCAGGCACAGAUAACAUGUACACUCUAAGCUUGAAGUCAUAGACAGCUCCUAUAAUAAUACGGUGGAACUCGGAUUCAGCAAGCUCGGAUUCAACAGGAGGAGAUAGACUCCCCGUUUUUUUCUUCUUUAAAAUCAAUAAAAAUAACCCGAAUUCAACAAACACUUCAAUCAGCAAGUUCGGAUUCAAUGAGGUCGCUUCCAGGAUGAACAUCCCUUGCAGACGUGGCUUCGCUCAUUUUUCUCCCACAGCGAACUUU
Molecule: messenger RNA, 1677 nt
Organism: Aplysia californica (California sea hare)
Lineage: Eukaryota; Metazoa; Mollusca; Gastropoda; Aplysiida; Aplysiidae
Product: dnaJ homolog subfamily C member 28
Exons: 7
Coding region: 222-1394 (390 amino acids)
Source: RefSeq, a predicted model, not a curated record